This is a messenger RNA of Mercenaria mercenaria, 1188 nucleotides long. RefSeq names its product peroxidase-like. Gene Ontology annotation, biological process: response to oxidative stress. The coding region runs from base 151 to 1188 and encodes 345 amino acids. The record is from RefSeq and is a predicted model, not a curated record. The transcript is spliced from 7 exons. Gene Ontology annotation, molecular function: heme binding; peroxidase activity. NCBI's taxonomy places the organism in Eukaryota, Metazoa, Mollusca, Bivalvia, Venerida, Veneridae.
AUUUGCACUUUUCAUAAAAUUUAUGGCCCGUUACGUCUUUAUAAAUGUAAUAAAGGAAACUUGUUUGACGCAGAUUUAACAGGAUAUUCUAGAAAAACUCGUUUACGGACUAAUACCGUUGUUUAUAACGCUGACCUUUCUGUCAGAACAAUGUUAGUAAUACGACUGCUGUUGCUUUUCUGUCCUCUGGUGACAUGGUUUGCACAUGCGCAAAUGAUGGGCAGAUCCUGUGCGGGAAAGAACAUGAUGGAGAUUAGAGCCAUUAUUAUGCAGGCAAUAACUAAUGCCAGAGAUUCUCUCGCCCGCCAAAAACAGCUGAAUGAGUUCUUUAGUAAAAUAGGUCACGAUGAGGCUAUGAACACAGUACCAUACACGCCGAAAACGUACCAUCAACAUUAUGCCGCUUUCUCACAUCUCAACUUGCCGGCAUCUGUGCAAGUAGACAGUGGUUUCAUUGUUCAGCACGCAACGAAGGAAAUUACUCAAACUCUCGGUGUUAGCCCUGAGGAAUUGUACCAGUGUCCUGGUGUACAGGAAAUCUGGCACGAACUUAUUUCACCAUUCUGUAUUCGUCGUGACGCAAUCUGUGACGUCACUGCUAAAUAUAGAACUAUUGACGGAUCAUGCAAUAACCUUCAGAAUCCUCUUUGGGGACGUUCUAACAGACCCCAUCUGCGCUUUUUGAAACCUAAAUAUAUGGAUGAUAUAGGUUUACCACGUCAAACAAGUGUUGCCGGCGGAAUGUUACCUAGUGCAAGGACUGUCAGUAAUGUUGUACAUCACCAAGACCCUUGCUGUCCCCUGAAUGAAAGAGAUCUCAGCCUAUAUGUGAUGCAAUGGGGACAGAUGAUUGACCAUGACGUUACAGACACAGCUAUUGCACGAGGAGCUAACAAUUCUACAAUAAUCUGCUGUAACCUGCCUCAAAAACUUCUUAUGCAACGAUCUGAAUGUUUCCCGAUUGAUAUAAAGCCUAAUGAUGCGAGAUUUGAAGAAUCGUGUAUGAACUUUGUCCGGUCUGUCGCUGGACAUAGCGAUAAUUGUGACAUAGGUCGGCGAAACCAGCUUAACCAAGCGACUUCGUAUCUCGAUGCCUCGUUCCUUUAUGGACACAAUGAUGAAGAUGCAAACAUAAUCCGGUCGUUCCGAAAUGGCAAGUUGGGAUUUAUUGUAACUAAUGUAAAGUAA